Molecule: messenger RNA, 537 nt
Organism: Microplitis demolitor
Lineage: Eukaryota; Metazoa; Arthropoda; Insecta; Hymenoptera; Braconidae
Exons: 4
Coding region: 1-537 (178 amino acids)
Source: RefSeq, a predicted model, not a curated record
AUGAAAAUUUAUGCUAUCAUCGCCAAUGCCCAGGGCAAUAAUUUCAUUAUUCCAACAAAGUACAUAUUUAAGUUGGAUUCCAAAAAUAAAACCGUACAUAUUGAUCACAACGCUUUAAACUCGGAUAAGUUGUGUCUCAGAAGUAGCACAUACAAUUACGACAACAUUAAAAUUAUUGAUACAGACGAUGAUCGAAUAAGAUUGCGGCAAAAGUAUGAAGGCAAAAAGCGGAUUGUGAUGGCAAAAGCAUCACUCAGCAGUCCACAAAAUUCGACACUGAUUGAAAGUAAAAAGACCAAUAAGAAAGGGAAUGCACAGCGAAAAACACCGUCUUCAACAGUUCAAAAAUCAUCGGAAUAUUACCGCGUCAUGCUGUCUCCAAAUAACAAUGAAAAUAAUGAAAUAGACCGAAAUGAUGCAGGCUUCAAUCUUGAUAAUGAAAAUGGUAAAGAAUCCAAAGAUGGGAGCGAAUUUGAAUGCUUUGAAAGUGAUGAUGAAGUGGAAAAAAUAGAUGAUCGUGAUCCUUUGAUGACUUAA